Batrachochytrium dendrobatidis JAM81 is the source of this 3891-nucleotide messenger RNA. RefSeq lists its product as uncharacterized. NCBI's taxonomy places the organism in Eukaryota, Fungi, Chytridiomycota, Chytridiomycetes, Rhizophydiales. Gene Ontology annotation, biological process: actin cytoskeleton organization. The record is from RefSeq and is a predicted model, not a curated record. The transcript is spliced from 8 exons. Gene Ontology annotation, molecular function: actin binding; small GTPase binding. The coding region runs from base 1 to 3891 and encodes 1296 amino acids.
AUGUCGACAUACAAACCCAAGACACUCGCCAACCACAUUGGUUCUGCUCCAGUCACAGAUCAUCCGUCUCAUAGACUUCUUCGCACAGCUAGCACCACAUCCUUUAAAACGAAUGAAACCUCUGAUAGUGGUGGAACUCAAGGCACGUUUUCCAAACGUGUCUAUCGCACAGGUUUAAAUAUCACUGACCGCGAUGGACAUCUCAAGAUGGAAGAGCAGUGUCGGUUUGAACCCGAGCAAGCUAGUAUGCUUCUUGCCAGUGCAUCGGAAAAGUACAUGUUUAAUCAACAAUCCAAUAGCACCUUGGAACAAAAGUUGGUGGAUGAUUUGUUUGAAUUGGCAUUGGAUGCUCGAAGUGAAACUAAACGAGCUCCAAUGCGGGCCUUGUCAAAAGAUAAAAAGAUAAUGAUUAUUCGCCAAAUGACGGCAAUGACGCAAAGUACUGCAAACACGACCGCAUCAAAAAAACCAGCAUAUUAUGUCGAUCAACUCAAUCAAGCUAUUUCUGGUCAAUCACAUGGAAAAAGUCAAGCCGAGCGGUUGGUUGAUAUGGUGACUCGGUCUAUUGCCGGAACAAACAGACAGAGCCAGGGUCUCAAAGAUAUUAUUCUUGAACUUAAAGUGCAGUGCAAUUGUCAAUCCAUGAGCUGGCUCAAGGAAUUCAUGGAGUGUGGUGGAUUAAACUGUUUGAUCAACGUUCUUUGUACCAUGCAUUCCAAAACGGGUCGUAAAACUAAGCACUUUGAAAUUGAGUCGGAAACUCUCAAGAUCUUGCGUCUUAUAGCCAAUCAUCAUAGUGGCAUAGCAGAUGUUCUUUAUCACCAAAACUAUCUCAACAUUUUAAUACAAUCGCUUGAUUCACCCAUGCUGUCAGCUCGAACAGCCACAAUGGAUUUCCUAUUAGCAAUUGUGACGCUGGAUUAUCCAAAAGGCCAUAAAUUAGUCAUGUCAGCCAUGAACGAUUUUCAAAAAAUCCGAAAAUUACCAAGAGUGUUUGACGCACUUGUGGAAGCACUUGUGCAAGCAGUGUCGUCGCGUGGAAUUUUUGGAAGUGCCGUGUGCGGUAGCCUAUCCACUUCACACACCACCACUACAAAUCAUCCAACCCACACGGGCUCAAACCAACAGACAUCUUCAGAUCUUGCAAGUCUUUUUACUCUCAACGUAUUUGAAAAGCACCGUCUUCCAACUGAAAAAGAUAUACGCGAGUUUCUUGUAUCCAUUAUUGCACUGAUACGAUUCAUAGUAGAGGUUCCAACAGAUUUUGAGUACAGAAUGUAUCUUCGAAACGAGUUUAUAUCUUCGGGAUUGGUGCCAGCAUUCACAAAAUUGAAAACAUGGGCCAAAACAGAGUUUUCUAGUGUGUUGCAGCACGUUGAUGCAUUUGAGCAGCUCAAGCAAGCAGAUUUUGAGUAUUUGGUUGAAUCUCUGGAUACAGAUUUAGAUGUGGAUAUCUAUGAUCCACAGCAACUGCUUGGUACGUUGCUUGUACAAUGCUGCGAUGCAGAUCGCAGAGGUAUUACCUCGAUUCUACAGCAUUUGUUGGUGGGCACAACGUUGAUGGAUGCAUCUUCAAGAUCCCAUAUGAUGUACGUCAUUGAGAGCGCUGUGAUGCAAAUUGUAUUGGACCAAAAUGGUACAACCGAUUUCACAGAUACAUUCAAAUACUCUAUGAGUCAAAUCAUCAAUGGGCUGCAAGAAAUUCAACGACUGGAUGACGAAAAUGCUAGAUUAACUGCAAUUUGCGAAUUGCAGGAGCAUGAGAUUGUUCGACUUCAGCAGAGUAGUAACAAUGUUCAGGAUGUAGUCUGUAGUACCAAACCGCCUAAAUCAGAAAAUAUAAAAACUGAGGGCGAUCCCAUCAAAUCUGAUAGUCAAGUCGCGGAUAUAUCUAGUAAAGAGUUGACACUGCAUCGAGAUGAACUAAUGCGCAUUCUUGAACUGCUUUCAGAUAAAAAACUUGUGCCAAAUACGCUCAAGACUUUGCAACCUACUAAUGACACGACUCUGCUUUUUCGCGGCGACUCUGAUGCCACUGUUGCUGUUGAAAGUCGCUCUUCAGUUUUCGAGGUACCAAACACUAUUCAGCCUAGUACGGACGUGUUGAUUGCUUCUGGUGGACCGCCACCACCACCUCCUCCUCCUCCACCACCUAUACCAGGUGGUUUGGGUUGUCCACCUCCUCCUCCUCCAGGAUGUGCAGCGCUUCCAGCAGCUCGAUUACCAAAAUACCGACCCAAGACUCAAGUGAGAAAAAUGCACUGGGAACGAGUGAUUUCAUCUUCGUUUUCAUCCGAUACUUUGUGGUCAAAAAUCAAAGCAAAAGACAGAGAUGCCGUUCAGGAUCUUUUAAACACCGAGGGAAUAUUUGCAGAACUCGAGUCCAUGUUUUCCAUUUCUGGAAAUAAAAACACGCGACUUUCUACUGCCUCGAGUGUUAAAAAAGAUGCACAUCAAGUCUCUCAGUCGGACACUCCAGCCCAUCUCAAGAUAUUUGAUGAAAAACGAGCGCAGAAUCUUAUGAUAUUCAUCAAGUCGCUUAAAACGUAUACCCCACAGACACUUAUAGCCGCCAUUAAGAAAUUUGACGAGGUGGGAUUAACAGAGGAGCUUGUUUCUCGCUGCAUUAAAUGUUAUCCCACUGAAGACGAAGCAAAAUUGCUUCAUUCAGUAAUGCAUCGGACAGAUUUACGACAGUCUGAGGAAUUUGCAACACGACUUAUGAAGGUGUAUCGAUGCAAGCAACGGCUAUCCAUCAUGAAAUUCAAACAUGUGUUGAACGAACAGUAUAAUCCUUUAAAAUUGGGACUUCUUAGCACUAUGGAAGCAUUCAGAGCAGUACUUCAAUCAUCGUCGCUGCCAAGAUUAUUGACAGUGAUAUUGGGGAUUGGCAAUUUCUUAAACUCGCAAAGUAAUCAACAGGCAUCUGGAUUUAGAGUGACAUUUUUGGACAAGAUUGUGGAUAUACGCAGUGUAAAUGGUGCAGGAUUGUCUGCUAUACAAGUGCUGGCAAAAAUAGCUCGGACAAGUAUGCCCGACUUGGUAGAUGUGGUCAAUGAUCUUCGUAUGCUGGAUCAAGUCAAUCCAUCCAUGUUGGCGGUUUUUGAUACGGAUGUCAAGGAAAUGCAGCAGGGUUUAAGAUUGAUCCAAACAGAGUUAAAGUUUACAACUGCAGGCGAUGGAGAUGCUGGAAAGUCCAAAUACGAGCAAAGUGAGGGGUAUGAUCCUGAAUUGGACGGGGUGUUUGUACACAAACUGGGCGAGUGGAGCUUGGAAGUAGAGAAAAAAAUCAAAUUCUUGGAGACCGAAUUGAUGACUCUAAACGAAACCAUCAAGGCCACGUUUAGGUAUUUUGGUGAACCAGAUAAUUCAAAAAUGGGUGCAGACGAAUUGGUUACCACGUUGACCAAGUUUUUAAAAGGGUUCGAGAUUGCAUUGAAAGAUAUGGAUAAAAUUCUGGCAGCACCCAAAGACACAUCAACACAGCCAGCUAAACCAUUGGAUUCUGUAUCGACACCAGAGCAACUCACAUCAAACUCUGCACAAAAAGUGAUACCUCAACUUCCAGUGAUUGAAGGAAUUGGCCAUAUGGAUUCACUUCUUGAUAGCCUUAAAGCACGUCCAGCUCUUAACCUCAAAGAAACCGUGAAACGACCCAAACGACGCGAUCCGGCAGAUUUACCACAACGGCUACGAUCACCACUUUUACCUAGAUCUGUUGUUGGAGUGUCAGAGUCUGGAGGUGGUGGACCAAAGCGGGUUGGAUCUAUUACAAUGCUAGGUGAAACGGCUUUGGAGCUGUUGGGUGCUCUUGAAGCUUCUUCACCGUCUUUAAAGCCUAGAAAGUAUAAUGGAUUAGCCACUGGAAAUGAUAAAGUUCGGUUGAAAUGA